AUGUGUGUGUGUGUUGGAGGGUGGUAAUUCAAUUUCUUUGGCUGUGCAACACCAGCCAACAUGACAUAUAUCCACAUAAACAUCCAGCUAUUAUCAAUCUAUCCAACAAAACCAAUUUAUCACUACAUAGACUCAGUCAGUCAAGCCGCUGUUUAGUAGUAAAAACGGAUGUGAUUGCUCGUAUAAAAAUCUGAGGUGGAAACACUGUUUUACUUGGACGUCAUGAGUUGAUCUAUAUACAUAUACAUAUAUAUAUAUGUAUAUAUAUAUAUAUGUAUGCAUACACAUAUGUGUAUGUCAACUUGUUGAAAUUCAAAACCUACAAAAAAUUUAAACAGUUAAGUAUGUUUUCUACCGCUUGCAAUUAAUCAUGUACUUAUAAAACAUACUAUAUUAUAAGUUGAAGAGAACUUCCAUCAUGUCUUCAAGUUGCUUUCUUCGACCACUUCCUCUCUCCAUGUUUCUACUCAUCUCAUUCUCCCUUGUAUAUUUGGUCUUUGAUGCAUAUUCAGUCUACAAGAUUCCAUUUCGUCUUCUUCCACGGAAAACUGAGCAUGACCGAAAUCGUGACUAUUCUCGGUGGCCAACCUACAAGCACAUGAACUUUAAUAAUGAAUGGUUCAAGUUACACUGUUGGAACAAUGAGAAAAUUUCAAUCUCUAAUCUAUAUUCUGUCCUGAAGACACUAAAAAUGUCUUCACUAAAUGAGUGCAGAGAACUGUACGACAGAAUCUCCAGUAUAUUCAGUGUAACUCAGAGGUCAGGUCAACUUGUGCUACCAUCCCCAUUUGUUGUGAAAGUGAGAAAAUGGUUAGGUGGGAAUCCAUCAUUAUUUGCAGAAGCUAAAUAUCAGCACAUCACUCUUGCCUUUAAUGAAUACACACGUGACAAUACUAUGUUUAAUCCUCUUCGCUCAAAACGUCCUCUCCAGAAACCAAAUCAACCACAAAGAGAAUAUGUGGAAAAAUUAUCUGAGAAGACUGGUCAAAACUGUGACUUUUGUAAAUAUUCAAAUUUUACUGCUGAAGAUUUGUUUGGACGUAUUGAAUCAAAACACUCAUUCACAGCUGCAAAUGCCUUUAAAUAUGAUGCAUGGCAUGCUUUAGUUAUUACAAGGAAACAUCAUCCAUUGAAAUGGUCUGAAGAUAUAUUUUUAGACUGUAUGAAAGUAGCUAGAGAAUGGUAUGAAAAAGUACAUUCAGUAGAUAUCCGCUACAAAUUACCAACGUUAUUGUGGGAUCUGCUGCCCCAUGCCAGUGCCAGCCAAGUUCAUCCACAUAUGCAUAUCAAUCUACUUCCAGACAGAUAUUAUGGGGUUAUAGAAAACUGGCGUAUUGCAGCUGAACACUUCAGUAAUGAUUAUCCAGAAAGAAACUAUUUCUCAGAAGUACUCUACAUCCAUUCAAUGUUAGACUUGGCUUUCCAUUAUAAAACUGCCGCUGCAUUUGCUAAUAUUACGCCAAAGAAAGAUAAUGAAAUUGUUGUUCUUGGUGAAGCCCCCAACGAUGAUUUUUUUAAACUGUUGUACUAUGUACUAAGAGCUUAUAUUGAUGACAUGGAAAAACUUUGUUUUAGUAUGGCUAUUGCAUUUCCAAGUAUUUUGAAGGAGGAUGUCACAGGUCGCUUACCUGUCUAUGCACGGCUGAUAUCUCGAGGUACAGUUGGUGAAGUACGCUCUGAUAUCAGCUCCCUGGAGCUAUUUGCGGCAUCCAAUGUAAAUGUCGACCCAUUUCAAGUGGCUACCAAAGUCCGGAAUUUUAUUGCAAAAAUGACCAGUGCUAAAAGUUAACUCUUCACCAGUAUUAUUGUUGCUAUUAUUUUUAUUUAAAUUUUUUCUUCAUCAUUUCAAAGUGCUCUUGAUGUUGCUGCAGCCUUUGUAUUAGAGCUCUGUUAGUUUCAUUGUCUUACAUUGCAUGCUCUAAUGGCUGGCUACCGUAGCCCAUCAUUUGGCAUUUGAAUGAUUUCUUGAUCUCUGUAUAGACACACUGCAGCAUGUGUUGCUUUGUCACAUGGGAUUUUGAACAAUGCAUUCGGCAAUUCCAGUCUUUCAAAUCUUUAUAAACUCUGUAUUGAUAAAUGAUCACUUGCACAACAUCUAUACACUUGGAUAUCUCUUGAUAUAGAUAUUUUACACAUCACAUCACAUACAGUUCUAGACACAGACGUAUGCAGAUAUCAAUAUAGACAUUGAUAUUAAUAUCUGAACAUUUGCUUACACUCUUUUAUAAACAUACUCAAACAUACUUUAAAAGGUAAAACACACUCUCAGUGACAUACACACACAUCACACAUGUAUAUUCAAAUUUACAAAUUAGACAAAACAAUGUUCAAUUUAUAUUACAGAGUUUUUUUUUUUU
This is a messenger RNA of Octopus bimaculoides (California two-spot octopus), 2357 nucleotides long. RefSeq lists its product as uncharacterized. Lineage: Eukaryota; Metazoa; Mollusca; Cephalopoda; Octopoda; Octopodidae. The record is from RefSeq and is a predicted model, not a curated record.